Messenger RNA from Rotaria sp. Silwood2, 1510 nucleotides. The record is from the annotation of a GenBank genome assembly. NCBI's taxonomy places the organism in Eukaryota, Metazoa, Rotifera, Eurotatoria, Philodinida, Philodinidae.
AAAAAAUACUCACGUUCAUCGUAUUUUGCCGUCGAUAGUAGUUUCUUAAAAAGAACUAGUCAUGACCAAUGCAGAUGACUCUUCAUACUAGUCCGCAUUACUAUUGAAAACAGUCUAGACUAGUCAGAUAUCUAAUAUUGUCUGAUUGAAUGUUCGAAUCCACCUAUCAUCUCCUUUUCUUCUAACUUUUGCCGUUACGCUGACGAGUCUGGACAGUAUGAGCAUACAAAAUGAACUAGUCAUGACAGGGUGAGAACAUGUUUCGGACUAGUCUAUAUUAGGUUGGAAGACGUUGCUCGUCAAAGCAAUCAGUCCUGACGGGCUGCAAGUCAUUUCAGACUAGACCAGACAGUAGCAUGGACAUUUUAGACUAGACCAGACGGUAGUGCAGACAUUUUUGACUAGUCAUGUCGGGCGUCCUGCCUUAUUUUUUGCUUGCCUGGGUUUAUUCCUGAUGUUGGCCUAUUUUAGUAGUGACAUCUGUUAUGUGUUAAAAUACCUAAUCCAUUUUUCAACAUCUCUGUUUUCAGACGGAUAAACUUUGUAUUCGCUCAGAUAUAAAAACUCGUUGUUUAUUAGGUUUAACUGCUACACCAAUUCAUGAUACAUUAACUGCUGCUUAUGGACAAGGUGUUGUUUCAUAUAGCACAGUUGUUCAUUGGGUGGAUCGAAUUUCAAGUGUACGGGAGUCGUUAGACGAUGAUCCUCGAAAUGGUCGUUCGUUAUCCAUAAUUACUCAACAAAAUAUUGAUGUGGUUCAGGCCUAGUGAAUGAGGAUCCACAUAUUAGUAUUGAUUAUAUUACUACUACCUCAUACAUGUUUAUUGCAUGUAUUAUUGCGAUGAAUGUCUAAAAAGAUUCGUCAAAAAUUUACAUAAGAAAAAACAUCAUCAAAAACAUGGCAUUAAAUUUGCAUUUUUUUGACAAUGCAAAACCAUGUGCGCCAGAUAUCGAUAUUAUCUUGAUUAUCUUGAAGAAGAAAAUCGAAGUUACGGCUCAUCCACUAUAUUCACCUGACCUUGCUUCUUCAGACUUUUGGUUGUUCAAUUGUCUGAAGCGUAGCCUUGGUACAUAUCCAAAUGCUACAAACUUAGCUAAUGCGUUAUCCAAAGAGUUCAGUUCAAUACCUAUUCAAGAAUAUCAAAAGACAUUCAAGAAGUGGAUUGAAGGGUUGGCCGUCCAAAUGUCGAAAGGAAAAAUGUCGAAAGGAAUAAUGUCGAAAAGACGAAGGGGAAAAAUGUCGAAGAGGAAAAAUGUCGAAGGGAAAAAUAUCGAAAGGAAAAAUAUCGAAAGGGAAAAAUAUCGAAAGGAAAAAUGUCGAAAAAAAGAAUAUUAAGAUGAAAAAUGUCCGAUAAAUGUUUUAGAGAAUUCUGAUUAGUGAAGGACAUGUUUUACUAUAUGUUUGAAUGUUAAUAUUCUAGAAGAGAGAAAAUAUAAGUAACAAGAGAAAAACUUGAUAAUGUGUCAUUUUUUUCGUUUAGCAACUAUAAAUGAUAAUCCAUCUAAGUAU